Molecule: messenger RNA, 3708 nt
Organism: Spirodela intermedia
Lineage: Eukaryota; Viridiplantae; Streptophyta; Magnoliopsida; Alismatales; Araceae
Source: the annotation of a GenBank genome assembly
AUGGGGAGAGGGAGGGUUGAGUUAAAGAGGAUCGAGAACAAGAUAAACAGGCAGGUGACGUUCGCCAAGAGGCGGAACGGGCUGAUGAAGAAGGCUUACGAGCUCUCCGUCCUUUGCGAUGCCGAGGUUGCCCUGAUCAUCUUCUCCAACCGCGGCAAGCUCUUCGAGUUCAGCAGCAACAGGUGACCAAACUCCUGGGCUCCCCCUUUGCCCCUCCAUGCCUAUCUUAUCUCAUCCUACAAAAGAAAAUACGAUUAUAGUUUCUGUGUUUCGCCGGAGAAAUAAAUAAUCGGCUGAUUAAGGCGUUGAUGAUGGGAAAAUCAUUCCAUAUAUCGAUAGAUCCAUCGUUCCUUCAGGACUGGAGCUCAGAUCUCAGAAGAUAUGGCGACCGGGAUGGCCUGAUCUUCUGUCUGAUGUUUUUUAUAGGGCCUCAUCCAAUUUCUCCUUGAACAUGGAGAAAACCCUGAUCUAAGCCGCAUCUCUCUAGAUUUCUAAGUACCUAUUAAGCUUAUUUCUAUUUCUUUCACCUGAUUUUUUCUGGAUAUUUCAUGUUGCUGUUUAUUUUUUUUGCCAUCUGCUCUCCCCGGAUAAAACGUUUUAGGGCCAGUGCGCAGCUGUUCUUCUCCUGUAUCUUUUUUCAAACUUUAUCGUCGACUGGUACCCAGAUUAGGGUUUGCUCAAAGAAUCUCUCUCUCUCCCUCCCUCCCUCCCUCCCCCCCGCCCGAUAAUAUCCCGUUUCAUUUCCGGAUGCGUAGAAAUCUCUCAGGUCUAUUUCAGACGUCGUCCAUGGUGCAAAAACUGCCUCUUUCCUUCUCGCUGCCUUCUGUCUGUGUCUGUGACCUCCGAGGUCUUAGGUUGUCGGAAACGGCUCUUCCAACUGCUGGGUCUUCCUCCGCUCUCUUAAUUUCUUCGAGUUAUCUUUCUCUCUGACCUUCAGAUCAAAUAGCUGGUUCGUCUUCCCGCUGGGUAUUCUCUUCCCCCAGGUCGCCGUCUCCAUCUUCUUCCUCCUACUAACACCGAAGAGUGUUUGCAGUCAUAAUCAUGCCUGAAAUGCUUCUGUGACAGAAGCUAGACUCGACCCAGGCUCAAAAACUCAAGCUUUUCCUACGUGUCUCUCCCUAGCUUCACGUUCUUAUUUUCCAUAAUUAAGUAGAGUGAUACAGCGAGCGAGCGAGCGAGAGAGAGAGAGAGAGAGAGAGAGAGAGAGAGAGAGAGAGAGAGAGAGAGAGAGAGAGAGAGAGAGAGAGAAAUUGUUCAUGCAAUUUUUUUUAUCUGCCAUCAACGUAGUAUUUUAUUUAUUGGAUAUUCUUUUAAUUAAUUGAUGUAUUUAUUUUAUGUUAAAAUUGUUCAUAACCAAGGUUGACCAAUGGAAUCAGGAUUUAGAGGUUUUCUUUUGCAUAGCUCUUUAAUUUACUAGUAUUGUGAAAUUGGCCCCUUUGUUAUUAUUGUGGUCAAUUCAAGCACUAAUGAAAGAAAUCGAAUAUUAUAGAUAUUUAUUUAAUUAAAAAAAUAGAGCUAAUAAUGGUUAAAUACCCCUUGUUAUAACACAAAUAAUAACCUUUUUGUGUCAAUCCUUAUUUUCAUAUCAUUGAAAUAAUUAAGGGUCUAGUUGUCCAUCUUAGUUUGACCUUCAAUAAUAUCUUAGUUUAAUUUGUGGAUAAUGUAAAAUUAUGGUUUGCCCCUCUUGGGAUUCACAAAUAAAGGAUAUUUAUUGUUAUGCCACUGGUAUUUAGUGGAAGGUAUUAGAGAAAAUAUUAAUUCAGCUGAUGCAUGAGAGGAGAUAUUUUCAAAGUGACGCAAUAAAUCAAGUACCAUUAUCAUUGAUUUUAUAUUAUAAUAAUCUAUCAAGAUAAAUCGGUUAAACUUUGGUUAAUAGAGGCUAAUAAAUAGUUCUCUUUGGACGACUAAAAACAAGGUAAAAAUGGAACUUGAAUUAAAUGGAUAUUCUAGACCUCUUCAUAUGGUUUUAAAUCAGACGACUCACAUUUUUCUCUCAUCGAUAUUCUUAUUUUCUUGAAUAUUUGGUCUCAUAAUCCCAUAUUCAUGUCAUUACGGAAUAUUCUGCUUCGAAAAAUUACUGAUUAUUUUAAAUUAUAUAUUUAAUUAAGGAUCUUUCUACUUUUAGAAUGAGAAAAAAAUGGGAUUUAUUAUCAUUUAAAUAGGAUUUAAAUAGGAUUUAUUAUUCCUGUUAACUAGGAAUAAUAUCUUGUCAAGGAGAGUGUAUUAAAAUAUAAUAUUUAAUGGGGAAGCUUCGUGGUUAGGGGAUGCAGAACUUAUCGUUUCAUAUAAACCUGCAUGCUAGUACCGUACGCAUAAAGUCAACCCCGGGGGGUCAACCCUAUUAACUCCAGACUGACACGUAUGUCUACAUAGCUGCAGCAUGCUCAAGACGCUCGAAAAGUACCAGAAAUGCAGCUACCCUGUUCCAGACGCCAUCGUUCCGUCCAAGGAGACCCAGGUGAGAAGAACGCUCUCUCUCUCUCUCUAGCUUUUGACGAUGAGUCGGCAAGUUUUUAAAAGAGCAUCUGCUGUUUUUUUCGACUCGACCAGAGCAGUUACCAGGAGUACCUGAAGCUCAAAGGAAGAGUGGAGGCUCUGCAACGUUCCCACAGGUAACCUCUCUCUCUCUCUCUCUCUCUCUCUCUCUCUCUCUCUCUCUCAUGGUUUCUUCAACGUAGUAAGAAUCUACUCUACGGGGUACCACAGGAACCUUCUGGGGGAGGACCUUGGUUCUUUGAACACGAGGGAGCUGGAGCAGCUGGAGAACCAGCUGGACGCUUCUCUGAAGCACGUCAGGUCAACUAAGGUAGCCUCUUUCUCACCGACCGACAGAAACCUCUCCAGUCAUUCUCAUCAUCGAAGAAAGAUUCCGUCUUGAGAAGAAGAAGAAGAUUAAUUAGCUCCUGCAGAUGCCAUCUCUGCGCUCUUUCUCUUAUAUUUCCUCUUCUUUUUCCAAUCAUUUUAUCUAAACGAUGUGAUCUGUUCUUGCUUCUACGAAUCUCACGGCAGACUCAACUGAUGCUGGACCAACUCUGCGAUCUCAGGAGGAAGGUGAGAUGACGUUUAGGGGUUUAAGCCCCGCUCCUCCUUCGAAAUUGCUGGAGAACUCCUACUGAUUAGACGUUUUUCUGACGUGGGUCCGUCUCAUCCUCCUGCAGGAACAGAUGCUGCAGGAGUCAAACCGCAUCCUGAGGCAGAAGGUGACCGACCUCAACUCCGUACCGGCGUUGACAUCACCCACCAGCGGAGACCAUCUCACCUCGUCCCUUGUCGGCUUCUCUUCUCCUCGCAGUUGCAGGAGGUGGGCCCGGAGAAUCCCCUGCAGCUUUCCUGGGGCAACAACGGCGGCGGCGGCGGCGGCGGCCCGAGCACCACCCCCUACGGCCGCCAACCCGUCCCCCCGACGGAGGGUCUCCUCCAGCCCCUCGGAUUCGACGGCCCGCUCCAGAUCGGCUGGUACGGCUCUAAUUCUCUUCUUCUUCUUCUCUUCUCCUCGUUCUCUUUCUUCGAUCUGCUUCUUCUUCUUCUUCUUCUUCUUCUCGUUCUUCUCCUUGUUCUUUUUCUUCGAUCUGCUUCUUCUUCUUCUUCUUCUUCUUCUAUUUCCUCCCGCCAUUCCGCAGGUAUCCAGUGGCGAACGUUGACCAACUGAACCCCGGCGAGCUGUCGCAGAACGUCAACGGAGGAUUCGUCGGGGGCUGGAUGGGAUGA